Messenger RNA from Nomascus leucogenys (northern white-cheeked gibbon), 628 nucleotides. It is a transcript of the gene MRPS21, whose product is annotated as mitochondrial ribosomal protein S21. Gene Ontology annotation, biological process: translation. NCBI's taxonomy places the organism in Eukaryota, Metazoa, Chordata, Mammalia, Primates, Hylobatidae. Gene Ontology annotation, molecular function: structural constituent of ribosome. Gene Ontology annotation, cellular component: ribosome. The record is from RefSeq and is a predicted model, not a curated record.
AGGUGUAGAGUCCAGACCCGGGGAAGAGAGGCAGUCAGGAGAGGCCAGAAAGGACGUUGCUAUGGUUUCCACGCACGUUGCCUCCCUCAGCUUGUUUCUUUGCGCGGCGCUGGCGAUUCCGUAGUUUCCGCUUCCGGUAGCGAGAACCUUUCCGGUCGGCUAGGUACUGAGCGCGCCAGGCUCUACAGAGUGAAGGUUUAAAUCCAAGGUCAUGGCAAAACAUCUGAAGUUCAUCGCCAGGACUGUGAUGGUACAGGAAGGGAACGUGGAAAGCGCAUACAGGACCCUAAACAGAAUCCUCACUAUGGAUGGGCUCAUUGAGGACAUUAAGCGUCGGCGGUAUUAUGAGAAGCCAUGCCGCCGGCGACAGAGGGAAAGCUAUGAAAGGUGCCGGCGGAUCUACAACAUGGAAAUGGCUCGCAAGAUCAACUUCUUGAUGAGAAAGAAUCGGGCAGAUCCGUGGCAGGGCUGCUGAGGCCUGUGGAUGGGACACCCAGUGCGAAACCCUCAUCCAGUUUUGUCUCCAUCUCUUUUCUUUGUACAAUCCCGUUUCCUGUUACCGUUCUCUGCAAUAAACUCAAAUCACAUGUCUGCAAGAAGGCCUCCAAAUAUAGAAGCAAUCCCAUUA